AUCCGGGCAGCCGCGGCCCGGCCCCGGGCGCGCCCAAUAUAGACCGGGGCGGGGAGGCCGCCGCUCCGCGCCGCUCUCGCAGCGCCCGCCUCCGGGAGCAGCCGCGCCGGCGGCGGCCGAGCGUAAAAAAUGGCAUUUCAGAAGGCAGUGAAAGGAACUGUUCUCAUUGGAGGAGGUGCCAUAGCAACAGUUUUUGGCCUCUCUCAAUUUUCUCAGUAUAGAAACAAACACGGUACCUUUGUGAAUGUCCAAGCUGCAGAAGCAGUGACUGUUCCAAUAAAGCACGAUUUUCCCACAAGAGAAGAGCAGAUUUUGGCACUACAAACCACACGUGAAUUUGAUGUCCUUGUUAUAGGUGGAGGAGCGACAGGAUGUGGCUGUGCUUUAGAUGCAGUCACCAGGGGACUAAAAACAGCCCUUCUAGAAAGAGAUGAUUUCUCAUCAGGGACCAGCAGCAGGAGUACUAAAUUGAUCCAUGGUGGAGUGAGAUAUCUUCAGAAGGCCAUCAUGAAGUUGGAUUUUGAGCAGUACAGGAUGGUGAAAGAAGCACUUCAGGAGCGUGCAAAUCUGCUUGAAAUUGCUCCUCACCUAUCAGCUCCUUUGCCUAUAAUGCUACCUGUUUACAAAUGGUGGCAAUUGCCGUACUACUGGGUUGGAAUAAAACUGUAUGACCUCGUGGCAGGAAGUCAGUGUCUGAAAAGCAGUUAUGUCCUUAGCAAGUCAAGAGCCUUGGAGCUCUUUCCAAUGCUACGCAAAGAUAAGCUUGUUGGAGCUAUUGUCUACUAUGACGGACAGCACAACGACGCGCGGAUGAACCUCGCCAUCGCCCUCACUGCUGCCAGGUACGGCGCUGCCACCGCCAAUUACGCUGAAGUGCUGCGCUUGCUCAAGACGACGGACCCGGGCAGCGGGAAGGAGCGCGUGUGCGGGGCACGCUGCAGGGACAUCCUCACAGGGCAGGAAUUUGAUGUCAAAGCCAAAUGUGUUAUCAAUGCUACAGGACCUUUCACAGACUCUGUGCGCAAAAUGGAUGAUCAAGAAGUACCAAACAUCUGUCAGCCAAGUGCAGGCGUGCAUAUUGUGAUGCCUGGUUAUUACAGCCCUGAUAACAUGGGUCUGCUUGACCCAGCCACAAGUGACGGUAGAGUGAUUUUCUUCCUGCCAUGGGAGAAGAUGACUAUUGCGGGGACCACGGACAGCCCAACUGAUGUUACGCCCCACCCCAUACCAACAGAAGAAGAUAUAAACUUUAUUUUGAAUGAAGUGCGCAACUACCUUAGUGUUGAUGUUGAAGUGAGAAGAGGAGACGUGUUGGCAGCGUGGAGUGGCAUUCGUCCUCUGGUCACAGACCCCAACUCCAAAGACACUCAGUCGAUAUCCCGGAAUCACGUUGUUACUGUUAGUGACAGUGGCCUUGUCACAAUAGCAGGUGGGAAGUGGACAACCUACCGUGCCAUGGCACAGGAUACCAUUGAUGCUGCUAUUCAGGCACAUGAUCUGAAUGCAGGUCCAGUAAGGACUAUUGGGCUGCAGCUACAAGGGGCUGAGGACUGGAGUCCCACUCUCUACAUUAGGUUGGUACAGGACUACGGGCUCGAAAGUGAGGUGGCUCAGCAUCUAGCUUCUACGUAUGGUGACAAGGCUUUUGAGGUAGCCAAAAUAGCCCAAGUUACAGGAAAGAGAUGGCCUAUUGUUGGAAAACGCCUUGUGUCUGAAUUUCCUUAUAUUGAAGCUGAGGUCAUCUAUGGUGUAAAAGAAUAUGCCCGCACUGCUGUGGAUAUGGUUUCCCGACGGACUCGCUUGGCCUUCCUGAAUGUCCAGGCUGCUGAGGAAGCUCUACCAAGAAUUGUAGAUAUAAUGGGCAAAGAACUUAACUGGACUGAACAGAAAAAAAAGGAAGAACUUGAAGCUGCUAAAAAUUUCUGUAUUAUGAAUGGGCUACAAAGUAAAAUCAGAUCAAUGACAGACAGCUCUGAAAUCACUCUAGUGCCUUCAGAUAUUGAAAGGUACAAGAAGCGAUUCCAUAUGUUUGACAAGGACAAGAAAGGUUUUAUUACUAUACUGGAUGUGCAGCGUGUCUUGGAGAGCAUCAGUGUGCAAAUUGAUGAAAAAACACUUCAUGAUAUUCUAAAUGAAGUAGACCUGAAAAAUGGACAGGUUGAGCUCAUUGAGUUUUUGCAGGUAGUCAUGAGUGCCAUUCAUGAAGGGCCAUGUGUCUGGAAGCCGGCGGCUGUCCUCAUGAAGACUGCCGAAGAGAACUUGGGUCAGAGAGUGGUGAUCCCAGUGGACCGCAGCGGUGGAGGGCUGUAG
Cygnus olor (mute swan) is the source of this 2310-nucleotide messenger RNA. RefSeq names its product glycerol-3-phosphate dehydrogenase 2 (gene GPD2). Gene Ontology annotation, cellular component: glycerol-3-phosphate dehydrogenase (FAD) complex; mitochondrion. Gene Ontology annotation, molecular function: calcium ion binding; glycerol-3-phosphate dehydrogenase (quinone) activity. The record is from RefSeq and is a predicted model, not a curated record. Gene Ontology annotation, biological process: glycerol-3-phosphate metabolic process. Lineage: Eukaryota; Metazoa; Chordata; Aves; Anseriformes; Anatidae.